Molecule: messenger RNA, 3222 nt
Organism: Spodoptera littoralis (African cotton leafworm)
Lineage: Eukaryota; Metazoa; Arthropoda; Insecta; Lepidoptera; Noctuidae
Source: the annotation of a GenBank genome assembly
AUGUCGUUCGUUGCUGAUAUGUCUACUAUAAUUAGCGAACUACAAUGGCUUCGCGACGAGGAUUGCACUCCCUUUGCACUAGUGUGGCAAAACGAGAUCGAAGCGGCAGAAGCAUGCAAAUGGCUAAGGGCUGCCGGCUUCCCGCAGUAUGCGCAGAUGUACGAAGAUCUCCAGUUUCCAAUAGAUGUAUCAGGCGUUCAGAACGACCAUCCGUUCUUGGACGCGGACUCCCUCCAGUCACUGUUCAGACGUCUCACAGCCCUGAACAGAUGCGCCAACAUGAAGUUAGAACAUCAUCAUCAUCAGAAGAGAUCCAACGACUCUGACGAUGAGCAAUGCGCGCUGAGCGAUAAAUGGCAGUACGAGAGGAAGUCAAGGCGAUGGUCCAGGGUCGUGGAGAUCACACCGCAAGCACAGAGGCGGUUACAGGUGAUAGCAGCUCGAGCAUUAGCAGAAAGAGAAGCUAGAGAAGCGAGGGGAGAAGUAGAAGAUGAUGAAGAUGAAACUCUUCCCACAAUAAGAGUGGGGCUUGUUGAUCCAGAGGGAAACUAUACUGAUGUUGAACCAGAUCUAUUAACAGUACCAGGCCAAACAAUGAUACAGUUACCAAGUGACAAAGAAGAUGAAGAGGAAACCGGUACUCGUUUCCGAAGAACUGGCUCCGAGAGGCUAAGAGACGGUGCCAAAGCUUUACUCCGAAGAGUGGAAUCCCUCAAAACUAGAAGAAGAAAACGGCAGAACCGGACUGAAGUCAUCGUAUCUUCUCCGCACUUUCUGGACGUGCAGCAGGAUAAAUAUGCUGAUCUGAGCUACAUAGAUAUGACUCCUACGACUCCAACUGCCUUUCCAUUCCCUGACUUCCAUAGCUCUCCUGUCCACGCUCCAGCUAUCAGAACUCAACCACCAUCUCCCAUGACAGUCAUGCCUCCAUCACCAAUCGCUCCCUUAGAACAAUCCUUUGUCCUGAACGCUCCUUUUGGUGAUGACAGUUCCAGUUACGCCUCUGAUGGCAGUAUGGGAUCCAGUAAUAAGAGUUCCAAGUCUAAAUUGGGAAGGGCGAAGAGGAUCUUUCAUAGAGGGAUUAAGAAUGAUGACUCCAGUGCACUUAGUGAUUCGGAGUGCCAGCCAGCCAGUUGGAGACAUAACUAUUAUAAGGAUCAUAAUACUCAUCAGAAUACUGAGGUUUACGUGGAGCCUCCUUCUCCAGUGGAACUGAAGCCAGACCCUGAAGUGCUCAGAGAAGUCCAGAAGUCACCAGGUCACACCCAUCACCGACGGCAGGCUAUAAGGACCAGCUCGCUCAAUUUAGGGAACGAUGGCAAAAAGUUUCGUGAUAGAAGUCUGAAGAGGGAUAAGUCGGCAUCCAGAAGUUCUGAACUGGACAGCAGCCCCAACUCAGCAGGGUCCAGGUCUCAUGAUGGAGAUCAGGACGAUGACGAUGACAGUCUGGAUAUAAAGAGCAAGAAAAACAACAUUCAGCGAUGGUAUUCAUUCAGGACGAAUGCACUCAAUGGAGGACCUAAAGCUAACAAUACGUUGACACCAACUCCCAACCAGAAGGACCCGGAUUCGUAUCUAUCUCGACCGAUGUCCUCACUCUCAUGCGGUCAGCUCCAUAUCCUGAGGAAGCUGGCUCUGCUUCGUCUGACAGCCUGCAUGGAACGCUACUGCCCCUCACACAAAUCUGGCUGGAAUUGGGAACUGCCCAAACUUAUUAGGAAGAUCAAAACUCCUGAUUAUAAGGAUAAAACAGUUUUCGGUGUUCCCCUAACUGUGUCACUGCAGAGGACAGGACACGCGUUACCUAAGCCGAUACAGUGUGCUUUGAACUGGCUUAAAAAUAACGCUUUGGAUCAGAUGGGUAUAUUCCGAAAAGCAGGAGUGAAAUCAAGAAUUGCAAAACUGCGGACGACGGUAGAAGCGGCUGGGGCUUCAAACGCGAGCUUUGCUAUAGAAAACCUAAAUACGAUAGACCCAAACCAAUCUAGUCUGAAUUUUGAUGGGGCACAAGCUCACGAUGUUGCUGACAUGGUGAAACAGUACUUCAGGGAGCUCCCUGAUGCCUUACUCACGAAUAAACUGAGCGAGACGUUCAUUGCUAUAUUUCAACAUGUUCCUGAACCCUUGAGGCCGGAUGCGGUGCAAUGUGCAUUACUUCUGCUACCAGAAGAACAUUUAGAAGCUUUGCAUUCAUUGUUGAUAUUCUUAGCAGAGGUGGCAGAACAUUCAGCAGUAAAUCAAAUGACAGCAUCAAACCUAGCUGUCUGCUUAGCCCCUACGUUGCUGAGGCUGCAUCAUGCGCCACCACAAACUGGUAGCACUAAAGAAGGAAAUUCCAAUAGAAUGGUUAUCGAGAGUGUAGCAGACCAGCGACAGAUCAGCGAGAGCCGAGCAGCACAUGCGUGUCUCCUACUCCUUAUCCAGAAACACCAGCAGCUGUUCUUAGCACCAGCUGAUAUGCUGGCCAGGUGCAAGUUCAAUUACUUCGAAGAGAGUGUUCCUGUCGCUUUAGAAGAAUUGGGUGCGGACUUCAACCAAGACUGGAAAGGUUUCCAGCAAGCCUGCAUAAAAGCUUUACUAAAAGAAGCCAAAGAAAAAGUCUGUGGCCGAUCAGGAAAGAGAACUCGUGGGUGGAUGUCGGUAUCAGGGGCCGCUCCUCACGUGGAACUGUGUUGUAAGAAAGUUGGUGAUGGACAUCCGUUAAGAUUAUGGAGAGCAACUACUGACGUAGAAGCGCCGCCACAGGAGGUUAUGCAAAGGAUACUCCGAGAGCGGCACAUUUGGGACGAUUCAUUGGUUAAAUGGCGCGUUGCUGAGAAGCUCGGUACCAACGCUGAGGUGUUCCAAUAUGUCACGGCCUCAAGCAUAAAUCUACCGUCACGAGAUUAUUGUGUGUUACGAUCAUGGCAGCAGGGUGGUGGAGGUGGCGGUUGGUGCGCAGUAGCCGAGACGUCUGUAGCACAUGCGUCGGCCCCACCAAGCACUUCACGUGGACCGGGAGGUGCUCCCUCCGCGUCUCGAGGAGUUGUGCUAGCCUCGCGUUACCUCGCGCAACCCGCUGGCAAGGGACGAAGCAGACUGGUACAUCUAGCCAGAGUUGAUACCAUGGGCCGAACGCCAGAAUGGUACAACAAAUGCUAUGGUCACAUCUGCGCCCUAUAUCUGGCCAGGAUCCGAGCUUCGUUCAAACAUAAUACGGAAGGCCCCGAGUCGAACGUAUGA